Messenger RNA from Corythoichthys intestinalis (scribbled pipefish), 1292 nucleotides. It is a transcript of the gene rab3db, whose product is annotated as RAB3D, member RAS oncogene family, b. The record is from RefSeq and is a predicted model, not a curated record. The coding region runs from base 247 to 921 and encodes 224 amino acids. Lineage: Eukaryota; Metazoa; Chordata; Actinopteri; Syngnathiformes; Syngnathidae. Gene Ontology annotation, biological process: regulation of exocytosis; protein secretion; protein localization to plasma membrane. Gene Ontology annotation, molecular function: GTPase activity; GTP binding; myosin V binding. Gene Ontology annotation, cellular component: synaptic vesicle; endosome; plasma membrane. The transcript has 5 exons.
AGCCUGCCGAGCUUAGCACGCACACGCACACACAGCCUCAGGUGCCUGCCUGCCUGGCGGUUGCUUAACUUUCCACCCAACCCAACAAGGAGGGAGCUACUGUACCACAACUGGGAUCCAGGAGCGGAAGCAGACUACCGCGUAUUGUCGAGCUCUUACCCAGGUUACUUUGCCACCACACCCCGGCAUCUCGCUCCUCAACGGUGGGUGGAAAAUAGGAAAACGCCGAGUUUGUUUUACUUCCGUAUGAAGAUGGCAUCAAAUGAGUCUCGGCUCCAACAGCCGCCAUCCCAGAAGGAUGCUGCUGACCAGAACUUUGACUACAUGUUUAAGCUACUGAUCAUUGGCAAUAGCAGUGUGGGGAAAACCUCUUUCCUGUUUCGUUACGCUGAUGACUCCUUUACCUCGGCCUUUGUCAGCACUGUUGGCAUUGACUUCAAAGUCAAGACUGUCUUCCGCAAUGACAAAAGGAUCAAGCUGCAGAUCUGGGACACCGCAGGACAAGAGCGGUAUAGGACUAUCACCACAGCCUACUACAGAGGUGCCAUGGGCUUCCUGCUUAUGUAUGACAUUACCAACCAGGAGUCCUUCAAUGCGGUUCAGGACUGGGCGACACAGAUUAAAACUUACUCAUGGGACAAUGCCCAGGUGAUCCUAAUCGGAAACAAGUGUGAUCUAGAGGAUGACAGGCUUAUACCUACGGAAGAUGGCCAACGACUUGGGGAAGACCUUGGUUUCCAGUUCUUCGAGGCCAGUGCAAAGGACAACAUCAACGUGAAGCAGGUGUUUGAGCGCCUAGUGGAUGUCAUCUGUGACAAGAUGAAUGAGAGCGUGGAGGGAGACGCUACCUUAGUGCCCAACCACAGGAACCAGAGCCUAAAAGACUCGUCUUCUGAGAGCCAACGGAACUGUGCUUGCUAAACCAUGCACGCACACUCCCGCACACACAAUACUGAUACUACUUCUUUGUGCCUCAACACUGGGAUUCGCCACUCCUCUUCCUCUGUUCACUGUAGCCACGCCCAUCACAAUAGGCAGCAAGCUGAGCUAAUCGUCAUCACCACUGUUCGCGUCCACGUUCCUUCUUCAGACAAGGUCUCAAGGCUCUUUUUCUUUUGAGGCCCGUCUGUGCCCUCUUCACAUGUGCUGUGUGUUAGGUUGAUAGUUCACUAAAGACUGCCCUCUGCUCUAUCCACAACCAUCAUCAAGCACCUUCAGUGGCUCUCGUGAGAUUAAUGCAUUACAGUGGAGCAUUUUGUCGGAUACAUCUACACAUGCUUUUGCAAUGAUGA